UGACGCCAACUCUCUUCCAUUUUCCUCCGCCUCUGGUUGUCAAGAAGAUGGCAGCUUCCAGGGAGGCAUGAGAGGAAAUAUUUCUUCGCAAAUUGAAUGAAUCUGGAUUAUUACCACAACCUCAGACCGCCCAUCAGUGCUUUUGCAAUUACUGCAUCGAAUUAGAAUCAUGUCUGUCCCUGGUUCCGCGGUGACUGGAACCUCGGCGUCGGUUCUGCAGCCGCGGUGGAAACGGGUCCUCGGAUGGUCCGGUCCUGUUCCCCGGCCCAGACAUGGACACAGAGCCGUGGCGAUUAAAGAACUGAUGGUUGUGUUUGGCGGAGGAAACGAAGGGAUAGUGGAUGAAUUACAUGUCUACAAUACUGCAACAAACCAGUGGUUUAUCCCUGCUGUCCGUGGUGACAUCCCACCGGGUUGCGCUGCCUAUGGAUUUGUCUGUGACGGCACAAGAUUGUUGGUGUUUGGUGGUAUGGUGGAAUAUGGAAAGUACAGCAAUGAUCUUUAUGAACUCCAGGCCAGCAGAUGGGAGUGGAAAAAGUUAAAAGCCAAAAAUCCCAAAAAUGGCCCCCCUCCUUGUCCACGCCUUGGUCACAGUUUUUCCCUAGUAGGAAACAAAUGCUACCUGUUUGGUGGACUCGCCAAUGACAGCGAGGACCCGAAAAAUAACAUUCCCAGAUACCUGAAUGAUCUGUACAUACUCGAGCUCCGUGCCGGAUCCAGCGUAGUCGCAUGGGAUAUUCCCAUCACUUAUGGAGUCCUGCCUCCUGCCCGUGAGAGCCACACAGCGGUGGUUUACACAGAAAAGACCAGCAGAAAAUCUCGUCUUAUAAUCUAUGGCGGGAUGAGCGGGUGCCGCCUUGGAGAUUUAUGGACUCUUGAUAUUGAUACCCUGACGUGGAACAAGCCGUCAGUGAGCGGCACAGCACCUCUCCCCAGGAGUCUUCACUCCGCCACCACCAUCACAAACAAGAUGUAUGUUUUUGGAGGAUGGGUUCCGUUGGUCAUGGAUGAUGUGAAGGUUGCCACGCAUGAGAAAGAGUGGAAGUGCACAAACACUCUGGCUUGCUUAAAUCUCGACACCAUGUGUUGGGAGACAGUGUUGAUGGACACCCUUGAAGACAACAUUCCCAGGGCUCGUGCUGGCCAUUGUGCAGUGGCUAUCAAUUCCAGGCUGUACGUUUGGAGCGGCCGUGACGGAUACCGUAAAGCAUGGAACAACCAAGUCUGUUGUAAAGACCUCUGGUACCUGGAAACCGAACGGCCUCAUGCCCCUGCCAGGGUGCAGUUGGUCCGUGCCAAUACAAACUCCCUGGAGGUGAGCUGGGGUGCAGUAUCCACUGCAGACACGUACUUGUUACAGCUGCAGAAGUACGACAUCCCUGCAACUCCAGCUGCAGCCUCGCCAGCCAUGAGUACAACCCCUAUGCAGCCUUUGAACUCUCCUAAGAGUCCUGCACCGGCUGCUGCAGCCCCGUCCCCACAGAGCCUGCCACAAACUGCUGUUUUGAAGGUUGCUCAGCAAUCUGCCACAGGUGCAUCUGUUGUCACAGUCCGCCCAAGCCAGCCUGGGAAAUCGCCCGUCACUGUGACAUCCCUUCCUCCCGGUGUCAGAAUGGUCGUGCCUGCUCAGACCACCCAAGGAUCGCCAAUUGGAAGUAGCCCUCAGAUGAGCGGUAUGGCAGCGUUGGCUGCUGCAGCCGCAGCAACACAGAAGAUCCCGCCGUCCUCUGCAGCAACAGUGCUCAAUGUUCCUGCAGGUGCCACAAUUCUCAAAACAGUAGCCGUGUCCCCAGGCACAACCACAGUGAAAAUGGCUUCCCCGGUCAUGGUCAGCAACCCUGCCACCCGCAUGCUGAAGACUGCCGCAGCCCAGGUGGGCACAGCAACCGCCUCCUCUCCCACCACGACCACCAGACCUAUCAUCACUGUGCACAAGUCUGGUGCGGUCACCGUGGCUCAGCAGGCGCAGGUGGUAACCACUGUGAUGGGAGGAGUCACAAAGACCAUUGCUCUGGUCAAGAGUCCCCUCACCAUGGGCAGUGGUGGAACUCUGAUCUCCAACCUUGGCAAGAUGAUGUCUGUGGUUCAGACCAAACCAGUACAGACAUCUACGGUCGCAGGCCAGGCUUCCACUAACCCUCUCACUCAAAUCAUACAGACAAAGGGUCCCCUGCCAGCCGGCACUAUUCUGAAGCUGGUGACUUCUGCAGAUGGAAAGCCUGCAACAAUCAUCACCACCUCACAAGCUGGAGGCACAGGAAACAAGCCCACAAUCCUCAAUAUCAGCGGGGUCUCUCCAAAUACCACUAAACAGGGCCCCACCAUCAUUAAGACCAUCCCCAUGUCGGCCAUCAUGACCCAGCCCGGAGCGACGGGUGUAACCAGCAGUACAGGCAUCAAAACACCCAUCACAAUCCUUACGACGAAGGUGAUGACGACUGGAACACCCGGUAAAAUCAUCACUGCAGUGCCCAAGCUGGCAACUGCAGCGGGCCAGCAGGGUUUGACACAGGUUGUGUUGAAGGGCGCUCCUGGCCAACCAGGGACUAUUUUGCGCACUCUCCCCAUGAGCACAGUUGGUGGUGUUCGCCUUGUUACGCCUGUGACGGUAUCUGCUGUUAAGCCCACUGUCACAACCCUGGUUGUUAAGGGAACAACUGGUGUCACCUCUCUUGGCACAGUGACUGGCACCGUCUCCACGAGCCUGGCAGGUGGCACCGUGGAUACUGCCAACGCAUCACUGGCUACUCCCAUCACCACGUUGGGGACCAUAGCGACCCUGUCCAGCCAGGUCAUCAGUCCGCCUGCAAUUACUGUGUCAGCUGCCCAGACCACUCUAACGUCUGCGACCACACUGCCGUCGUCCACCAUCACUGUGCAGCCCACCCAGGUGACACUGAUCACAACUCCCAGUGGUGUAGAAGCCCAGCCAGUGCAGGAUCUACCAGUGUCCAUCCUGGCUUCACCCACCUCUGAGCAGCCCAGCUCCUCUGAGGCUGCAGCUGCUGGGGACGGGUCCGGGACGGUCACGUUGGUCUGCUCUAACCCGCCUUGUGAGACACACGACACGGGAACCACGAAUACAGCCACGACGUCCUCUGCCACCAUCGGAGCGGGGCAGGUUUGCUCCAACCCACCCUGUGAAACCCACGAAACGGGAACCACAAACACAGCCACCACCUCCUCCGCUACGAUUGGAUCAGGGCAGGUGUGCUCCAACCCUCCCUGUGAGACCCAUGAAACGGGCACCACCAACACGGCUACAACCGCAGCAUCAAAUAUGACUUCUCUGCGUGUGUGCUCCAACCCGCCAUGCGAGACCCACGAAACCGGGACAACCAACACUGCGACCACAGCAUCUGCUAACAUGGGGGGAGCCCAGCAGGUGUGCUCCAACCCACCCUGUGAAACCCAUGUGACCGGCACCACCAACACAGCCACCCAGGCGUCUUCCAACAUGGGCGAAGGCCAAACUGGCACAGUGCAGAGGGUUUGCUCCAACCCGCCUUGUGAAACCCACGAGACGGGGACAACUAACACGCCGUCCACAGCCACUUCCAACAUGGGAGGAGACCAGACCAGCACGGCAACCGGCGCAGUUCAGAGGGUUUGCUCAAACCCACCCUGUGAAACACACGAGACUGGGACCACCAACACAGCCACCACUGCCACCAGCAGUCUUGAGACAGGAGAUGGCACAGCAGCUCAGCAGCCAGAGGAUGCAACUGAAGGCACCAGCAACACUGAAGAGGCCUCCACCACUCCAACAGCUGGCAUAGUUACCACCACCCAGGGCAGGGCCAUUACGACCGUUACUCAGUCUACACCUGCCCCCGGGCCUUCUGUACCCUCGAUUUCAUCAAUCACAGAGGGGGUGAGCACUGCAGCCAGCUCCACAGAAGAACCGAUGCAGACCGAAGAAGCAUCAGCAGAAGCCGCACCUGCAGUGGAAGGAGCGACUCCUAUGGAGACUCAGGCAGAAGGAGAAGCAUCAGCAGUAGCCACAGCCACAGCCCUGAACCUGCCGUCUGAGCUCAUGUCUGAGGGCCAGGGAACCACCCUGAUGGUGACUGGUCUGUCAGACGAGGAGCUAGCUGUGACUGCCGCGGCAGAGGCCGCUGCUCAGGCAGCAGCUACUGAAGAAGCUCAGGCCCUCGCUAUCCAGGCUGUCCUUCAGGCUGCUCAGCAAGCCGUAAUGAAUGAAGGUGAAGCAGCCGGAGAGGGCCAGCAAACUACCAACAUCCCCAUCAUGCUGACCCAGCAGGAGCUUGCAGCGCUGGUUCAGCAGCAGCAGCAGCUGCAGGAAGCCCAAGCUGCUGCCCAGCAGGGCACCGUGGAUGCAAGCAUGCCCACUGAGGGCCUUGCUCCUGCCGACAGCCUCAACGACCCAUCUGUGGAGAGCAAUGGACACAGCGAGAUGACUGCUGCAGUCACAAGUGCUGUGGCCUCCCUGCUGCCACGUACCACUGCGGAGACGCUAGCCCCUUCGAGUACAUUUGCACCUUCUGUGUCGGUGGCAAGUCCAGCUAAGCUGCAAGCAGCAGCUGCACUAGCUGAAGUAGCCAAUGGCAUUGAAGGAGAGGUGGGUCAUUGCACAGCCAGCUGCCUUUGUUACGGUGUUUCAACUGAACUUUUGUUUUUUACGCAGAAACAAGCCCCCCAGCCAGCCCCAGUGAAGCCCGUUGUAAAGAAAGAGAACCAAUGGUUUGAUGUUGGAAUUGUCAAAGUGACAAAUAUGGUUGUCACUCACUUCUAUGUGCCAGCAGAUGAUUCUCAAGGGGAUGACGACUCGGGCAUCAUGCCAGACUACAGCCAGAUGAAGAAAAUGGAGCUGCAGCCUGGGACCGCAUACAAGUUCCGUGUAGCGGGAAUUAAUGCUUGUGGCCGUGGAGCCUUCUCAGAGAUAUCUGCUUUCAAGACUUGCCUGCCCGGGUUUCCCGGAGCACCCUGCGCUAUCAAAAUCAGCAAGAGCUCAGAUGGCGCUCACCUGACCUGGGAGCCUCCCUCCGUGACGUCAGGAAAGAUCAUCGAGUAUUCCGUGUAUCUGGCCAUCCAGAGCAACCAGACAGCCGAGGCCAAGGCCUCCACCCCGGCCCAGCUGGCGUUUAUGCGCGUGUACUGUGGUCCCAACCCCUCCUGCUUGGUGCAGUCCUCCAGUCUCUCCAACGCCCACAUUGACUACACCACCAAGCCGGCAAUCAUCUUCCGCAUCGCCGCCCGCAACGAGAAGGGCUACGGUCCUGCCACUCAAGUGCGAUGGCUGCAGGAAUCUGGCAAAGAUGCCGCCUCUGCAAAACCAGCUGCCAAAAGACCAGGCACCUCUCCUGAUACGAAGGCUGCUGGUCCAAAGAAGGCAAGGACAGACCAGUGAGGUUGCCCAGAGAUUCCUCCCCCUUUUGUCCUUCUCCUCCUCGCUGUCCUUGUAUCAGGAAGACUGACCUUCACCCCUCCACCUCUUCAUCCUGAACACCAUUCUAAUCUCAUCCUCCUCCACCCCCCACAUCUCAGCAUCGGAGGCAGAAGAAGCCCAGAUGAAAGUCCAUCUGAGAGAUGUUUCUGUAGAUAAGCCCCCUCCUUGGUCCUGCUUCCGUUGGCUGUGCUACUUGUAGAGCAACAUAAACUUAGAAGCACACUAUCCUUUCAAGUCCAAGCCCCCUUCCGUCAUUUUAACUUUUUUUUUUUUUGGCUUGUUUGAGUAGUUGAGCAGUAUAGAGAAGCAUUUCCAUCUUUCACAGACUGGGAGCAGCCUGAGCGCCACAUUACUUUUUGUCUUGGUUUGUCAGUCCUGGGAGCUGUAGAGAGAGACUACAUGACAUGUACAGCGUUGCACCCGCAUUCAGUUAGAUGAGAGGACACGUCGCUAUGGAAACAAAUAAAGCACUUGUCCUUAAUGAGAGGACAUCAUUUCCCCCCCCCCUUUCUUUUAUGCUCCAAUUUGCUUCUUCAAGAACCGUGAGGUCAUCUGCUAACGUCGUCACUGCCAUUUUUUUUUUUGUUUUGUUUUUUUAGCCCGAGAUGAGGACUGGUGGCAUCUGGAUGUGGACAAAAAGGAACACAUUUGUAGAGAAUCAACCACGGACUUUGCUACGGCGAGACUUGCAGCGCGCGCACACAAAAAAAAAAUCUUGCAAAAUCUUCCCAAAAAAUUAGCAAGCAAAUGGUGCAGAAGAUCUUUUUGUGUAGUUUAUUUUUGUAUUUUUUAAGCUUGUUUUUCUUCUGUGUGUACGUUGUGUGCAUUUUUAAAAACAUCACUUUUUUUCUUUUCUUUUCUUUCCUUUUUUUUUUUUUUAAACUAUUGUUCACCCACCCCCCACCCCUCCAAUAGUUUGUGUUUGCGGGCAGACGGGUGGGCACUGAAGUUGCCACCAUAUUUUUUUUAAAAGUCAGCAUUCACUCAGUGGUGCGUUCGUGUCAGUCGGUUGUGGAAAAGCGAGACUUUUUGUAUUUGUACCAAGUAGAAGCGCAGAGGUCACAGGACUGAAGGGACCCGGGGGAGAGGUUAGACCUUUGUUUACGACCACUUUCUCAAUGCUUAUGUGUUGCUUUGUUUGCCAAACACAGAGUUUCACAGGGUUUGUACCCCUGCCGCUCUUGACGUCCCCCUCAGUCGUUUGCUUUUUAUGCUCAUCAAUGUGCUAACUCGCCUGCUUUUUUAUUUCUUACGAUGUCAAAUGAUAUGAGUAGCCCCCCACCCCAAGGAUGUAUGUGAAUCCACCACUCUGUAUUUCAGACCUGCCGAUGACGUGGCGGCCAGCUGCCGUGUGCAAACAAACACGUUGCAGGUGGUCUUGGGCGGAAAGCUUGCAUCGCUUGUAAAUGACUUCACUCAUCGAGCAAAGAAUAAAACAAAAAAACAA
Dunckerocampus dactyliophorus (ringed pipefish) is the source of this 6857-nucleotide messenger RNA. It is a transcript of the gene hcfc1a, whose product is annotated as host cell factor C1a. Bases 170 to 5371 code for a protein of 1733 amino acids. The record is from RefSeq and is a predicted model, not a curated record. NCBI's taxonomy places the organism in Eukaryota, Metazoa, Chordata, Actinopteri, Syngnathiformes, Syngnathidae. Gene Ontology annotation, molecular function: protein binding; transcription coactivator activity. Gene Ontology annotation, biological process: regulation of DNA-templated transcription; chromatin remodeling. The transcript is spliced from 27 exons. Gene Ontology annotation, cellular component: histone methyltransferase complex.